UUUCCGGCGCCUUCCCGGGGCGCGGACACGCACGCGUCCCCUGCUCCUGCCCGCGUCGCUCUUCCUCUUCCCUUCUGCCUCGCCGGCGCUCACCCGAGCUCAGCAAAACCCAGCGCCCGACCAAACCAAUGGCGCCGUCGCUGCGCGCCUCCAGCUUCUCCCGCGCGCUCCUCCUCUUGCUCACGCUGUCGGUGGCGCUCGCGCCGGCCCCCGCGGCCGCCACCGGCGUCUUCCGGGUGCGCCGCAAGUUCGCGCGCCACGGCGGCGCCGGGGAGGCGGAGGAGCACCUCGCGGCGCUGCGGCGGCACGACGGCCGCCGCCACGGCCGGCUCCUCGGCGCCGUGGACCUGCCCCUCGGUGGCGUCGGGCUCCCCACCGAGACCGGCCUGUACUUCACGCGGAUUGAGAUCGGGGCGCCACCCAAGGGCUACUACGUGCAGGUGGACACCGGCAGCGACAUACUCUGGGUCAACUGCAUCCGCUGCGACGGCUGCCCCACCCGGAGUGGCCUCGGGAUAGAGCUGACGCAGUACGACCCGGCGGGGAGCGGGAGCACGGUGGGGUGCGACCAGGAGUUCUGCGCCGCCACCAACGGCGGCGUGCCGCCGCCGUGCUCGUCGGAGUCGCCGUGCCAGUUCAGGAUCACCUACGGCGACGGGAGCUCCACCACCGGCUUCUACGUCACCGACCUCCUGCAGUACGACCGGGCGUCCGGCAACGGCCAGACCACCCCGUCCAACGCCACCAUCACGUUCGGGUGCGGCGCUCAGCUCGGUGGGGAUUUGGGGUCCGACAGCCAGGCCCUUGACGGGAUUCUGGGGUUCGGCCAGUCGAAUUCGUCGGUGCUGUCGCAGCUGGCUGCUGCUAGGAAAGUCCCGAAGAUUUUUGCUCACUGCCUGGACACUGUGCGUGGUGGUGGGAUCUUCGCGAUCGGGGAUGUGGUGCAGCCCAAAGUGAAGACGACGCCGUUGGUGCCAAACAUGCCACACUACAAUGUCAACCUGGAAGGAAUUUCUGUUGGUGGUGCUACACUUCAGCUUCCAACAAAUACUUUCGAUUCAGGUGAAAAUAAAGGCACUAUCAUUGACAGCGGGACAACAUUGGCAUACCUCCCGGAAGAAGUUCAUAAGACAUUGAUGGCUGCGGUAUUCAACAAGAAACAAGAUAUGAACUUCCGUAAUUAUCAAGACUUCCUCUGUUUCCAGUUCUCUGGAAGUGUAGAUGAUGGAUUUCCCAUAAUCACCUUUAGUUUUGAGGGAGACCUUACACUGAAUGUUUACCCACAUGAUUACCUUUUCCAAAAUGGGAAUGAUUUCUACUGUGUAGGGUUCCUGAACGGUGGGUUACAAACCAAGGAUGGGAAAAAUAUGGUUCUCUUGGGAGAUCUAGUUCUCUCAAAUAAACUAGUGGUUUACAACUUGGAAAAUCAAGUUAUUGGAUGGACAGACUAUAACUGUUCCUCGAGCAUAAAAAUUAAGGAUGACAUGACAGGAUUUAUUUACACUGUUGAUGCACAUAAUAUCUCCUCUGGGUGGAGAUUCCAAUGGCACAAGUCCUUGGUUCUGUUGUUAGUAACAACAAUCUGGAGCUAUUUAAUGUUCUAACCUGACCUUGAACUCUCGGAUGGAGAACAUGGAAGCUGUAUUAGUGUAUUAUUAACAAACAAUGUCUGGGUUUUUUGUUCUUAGAAAAAAAGGAAGAGGUAGGGGAGUGAUUUGAUUUAGUUACAGAAAUUCCCAAAAUUGUAAAGUAUAGCAAAUCGGCUGGCAAACUAGAUAUAAAUGAUGUUGGGUUAAUGCUAGGUUCUCAUUGCGUUUAUAUAAUGUAAUCAGCAACCCUCAUCAGGUGGAAUUGAAGCU
Panicum hallii is the source of this 1859-nucleotide messenger RNA. RefSeq names its product aspartic proteinase-like protein 2. Lineage: Eukaryota; Viridiplantae; Streptophyta; Magnoliopsida; Poales; Poaceae. The record is from RefSeq and is a predicted model, not a curated record. Gene Ontology annotation, biological process: proteolysis. Gene Ontology annotation, molecular function: aspartic-type endopeptidase activity. The transcript is spliced from 10 exons. The coding region runs from base 129 to 1604 and encodes 491 amino acids.